Molecule: messenger RNA, 4238 nt
Organism: Clupea harengus (Atlantic herring)
Lineage: Eukaryota; Metazoa; Chordata; Actinopteri; Clupeiformes; Clupeidae
Product: protein transport protein Sec24C
Biological process (GO): endoplasmic reticulum to Golgi vesicle-mediated transport; COPII-coated vesicle cargo loading; intracellular protein transport
Cellular component (GO): endoplasmic reticulum exit site; COPII vesicle coat
Molecular function (GO): zinc ion binding; SNARE binding
Source: RefSeq, a predicted model, not a curated record
GUCUGGGGACUAAUCUACAGAAAGUGCUUGGCUUCUGAAAACCACUUACUCUGAGGAUUGUCAAGGUGUCUUUGAAAUGGCUCUGUGCACAAGAGAAAUAGAAAUGGAAAUGGUUAAGAUGACUGCAAUAGGCGUCCCAAAGGCUACGAGUAUAUAAUGCAAUGUCUCAGCCUAAAGCUGAAUGUAAAAUGUGAUUAAAUGUAAUACUGUGUUUGAAGUGACGUUUAGCCGAGUAUACAAAGAAGUCCACAAGGGGGCGCAUGUAAUUCUACAAUAGGAACCGUUACAUCAGUCUGCCACCUAGUGACCUAAUCACCUAUCCUUUCACUUUACCAGCUCACUUUUUGAUCAUUAAACUGGUAAAUGAAAUAUCGGCAGUGCGGUGCAUUCGCAUUUAUUUUAUAUUAGAUUUUCGUUUUGUGUUAUUGGUGCUUUUGCAAAAAACGUUUCAGAGGAAGGCUAAUUCUACACCAUUUCACAUUUAAAAAAAAGCAUCGUCUGUUUUAUAGGCCAACAUAUAUUUAGCAAAAAGUAUUACGAACACACAAGUCCGUUUUUACUUGGCAUAUUUAUUUCUGGCAAGGAAUGCAGACGUCACAUGUGUGACAUGCGCAGACUCACGGGAGUCAACGAAUAUGCCGGACAAGUAUAUAGCUGUACCAUCCUCCCACUGGAAAACCUUAACCCGUUUCCUCCAUUGGUUGCAAAAGCCAUAUUUGCAAACGUCACAUUGUUUUCUAAAUAUCUCGUUUAUAGCUCACAGAUUAUGCACUAUGUUGGCUACAAGAGCUGUUCAGCUGACAGCGUGAAGAAUGUCAGAGCAUAUAUUCAGAGAGAUGCCGAUGUCUUGUGAUGGUCAGGCAGAUUUGACCCUGUCGAUUCCUGUAAAGGUAACGAAAGGCAAACCACAAAUAUUUUCAUCACGCGUGUCUUUCUUCUGUACUUGCCAGUUUAAUAUUAAAGGGUUUGUUUUGGGUUCAGUUUUAACGAAACACAUUUAACGUCAUCCCCUGAAGCCUGUCUCAUUGCGUUUGCAGUGCACCCAGCCAGCCAUCUCCAUGCAUGAAUAGUCAAGCGGUUAUAUACGUUAAUGGAGCUCUCAUGGAUUCGUAUUGAUUUUCAUCUGCGUGUUACUUCCUUGUUAUGAUAGAGCAGGCAUUCCUGUGUGAUCUCAGAGUAAGAUGGAUAUCCCUGCCUCCAGUCCCACUUAUGGCCAGGAGGGCUUAUGGGGCUGUUACUAUGGCUGGGCCCCCUCGGCGACGCCACCCCUUAACUCUCCAGCAGGAUUCCCAAACACUUUCCAAACACCAUACCAAUGCCAGAUGAAUACCUGUCAGGUUGGACCUGCAUCCUCAAACCCACUCUCUCAUCCUCAACCUGUGGGUCAGACUGGACCACCCCCCGGACUCCAACCAGCAGGCACAGGGGGUCUCCAAAGACCUAACCACUGGAACACUUCAUAUCAGGACCAAAAUGGUGGACUGUUUAGGCCUGCUGCUGCUGCUGAUGUUGCAUACAAAGCCCAGUCAUCUUCAGAGAAAGGCGCACAACCUGAGACUAAACCGACGAGUCCCAGCUCAGAGUCACGGUAUGGUCUCGACCCUCAGCUCCUGCCCAGUGCUGUCCAGGUGAUGCAGGAGGAUCAGACGGAGUGGGAGGGGAAGGCGUUUGCGUCUGAAGCUCCGUCAAAUCUCCCCCCUCUGUCCACCACUGACUGCAUCAUAGAGGAUAAAGGUAACGCCAGCCCGCGCUUCAUUCGCUGCACGACCUACACUUUCCCCAGCGAGGCCCAGUCUGCCCAGCACAGUCACCUGCCUCUGGGUGCCAUUCUGACUCCUCUAGCUCAGCAGCACAAAGCAGAGUGCCCAGUGCCUGUGUGUGAGGAGGGGGGGUGCCUGAGGGGCUGUGUGGAGUGCGGUGCCUACAUGUGCCGCUCCAUGGCCUGGCAGGACUGUGGACAGAGGUUCCACUGCCCCUUCUGUGGCAAACACAAUGAAGUGCCCUGGCAGGUGUACCAGCCAACCGAUGCCCUCAGCCGGAGGGUAGAUGCUGAGAAGAGACCCGAACUGAGUUUGGGCUCCUAUGAAAUACUUGAGCAAAACAAGGAUGAAACGGCCAGUCUUCUCCUGGCUGUGGACGUGUCGGACACUUCACUGAGAGCUGGUCAGUUAGAAUCAAUAUGUCAGCAACUGCACACGCUUGUGGACACUGUGUAUAGGGAGGAAGGGACAGACCAGUGUGGCCUGCGUGUGGGCCUGCUCACCUAUGACCACAGAAUUCACCUCUACAACCUGAGCGCAAGCCUCUCCCGCCCCCACAUGCUGGUCGUCACGGACACGGACGAGCUCGAGCUUCCCCUGACAGAAGGCCUUCUGGUUCCUCUCAGCGAGUGCAAGCACAUCAUUCAGAGUGUGCUGCAGCAGAUCCCUUUAUUUACUUCCGAGUCUCAGGAUUCCACCUACAUUCCUCAAGACGCUGUUGUCUCCACGGGACUCCAGAUUCUUCAGGCAGUGGGAUGUCCAGGGAAGCUGCUGGUCUUCCACUCGUCUCCCCUCAGUGAGAUUCCCAGCAGGCCUGCGUCCUCAGGCUUCUUCAGCUCAACCAAACCAAAGUCGCUUUUCCAGCCAUCUGAUUCUGCUGUUUCAUUGGCCAAAGCAUGUGUCAGUCAAGGCUGCAGCGUGCACCUUUUCCUGUUUGCUCAACAGGAUGUGGGAGGGGCUUGGCCAGGGGACAUUCCCCAUUUGACAGGUGGUGGACUAUUCUACUACAACAGCCUGUUGUCAAAGGUGGAGAAGGAGCGACUGCACUGUGAUCUGACCAGGAUAGUAGAGACAUUCACAGUAUACAAGGCCCAGCUUAGAGUCUUUACCAGCAAAGAGCUCAGUGUGUCCGGUUGCUAUGGCUCAUUCAUCCCCAGUGGUUGCCCAGGGCUUGUUGCCAUGGCUGCCCUGGACUGGCACACAACUCUGGCCCUGGAAUUCACCCACAGCAGACCCCUCAGUGAGGGACGAGGUGUGGCCAUACAGGUUGUCCUGUCUUACACUAAUCCUCACGGGGAGAAGAGAACCAGAGUCCACAGCCUGAGUCUGCGCUGCUCAGCUUCCCUCCUGGACUGUUUCCGUAACAGUCAGGCUGAGACUGUCCUUACGUUCUACUGCAAAAAGAUGUACUGUGCAGUUGUAGAGCGCCCUCUACAGUGCCUGCGUGAGGAACUGCAGGCUGAGGUGACUGAGUUACUGGCCUGCUACCGCAAAAACUGUAGCUCAGUGUCCUCAGGGCAGCUGGUCCUGCCUGCGUUCCUGAAAGCUCUGCCGGUGUAUGUGAACAGCCUGAGAAAAAGUGAAGUUGUGCUGCCUGGUGUCCGCAGCUCAGUGCAUCAGCGUCUACUGCUACGCAGCCGUAUCCUCUCUAUGGACACCAAGAACACGGUCACUCACUUUUACCCACAGGUUUUCGCACUGUGUGUGGGCGAUGAGCACCCCUGUGUGGUAGAGGCUGUGCGCUGCAGUGCCUCUGGCCUGGACCCCUGUGGUCUGUACCUGGCCUACUGCCCCUCAGCCCUGGUCCUCUGGGUGGGCCAGGGUGUCUCCAGGAGAGCCCUGAUGGAGCUCUUCGGCAACUCCUGCUUCUCUGCAGUCACGUCAGGGGAGAUCAAAUUGCUCAUACUGGAUACACCCCUGUCAGUUCAUGUGAGGACUCUCAUAGACACUCUACAGGCAAACUCACCCUUCACUGUAUCGCUUAAAGUGGUCAGGCAGGGAGACAGCUGUGAGGACACCAUACAGCGUCUCCUCAUUGAGGACAAAAGUCCCAACGGUGGAGCCUCGUAUGCCGACUUCCUCUACCACCUCCACAUCAACUCCCUGCGUCUCCUAGUAUGACACUGUGUCCCCACAUGUCUCCGAGUGAGGAAACAGACUGUGAAUCAUCAUUAUGUAAAUCACUGUAAUCUGGGAUGUGCGCCAGUUUCUGUGUGUCCUAAGGCCAAUGGAUGCAUAUGCAUGUGAACAUUGUAAGCAUUACAUGUGUGGUUUUACUAACUAAUUAGUGUAUGUAUGUCAAAGGCUGUACUGAAGUGUCUUGUUGACCCUUUUGACUUACUUUGAAACAUGCAUUUAUUUAUUUAUUUAUAGCUUCUUCUUGUUUAUGUGGAAAUGUACAGCUGAAAUUUUAUCCUGCAAACACUGUAUUUGCUUACCUCCGUUUGUAUUGUUAUUAAAUGCUCCAUUCUAGUCAAA